CCUGACACUGCGACGACCAACAAUUAAUUCAUGCUUGAUGGGGUGUGGAGCCAAUACAUAGAGUGGGUUGGACUCCGGACGCUACCGCUUAAGCCACUUGCGCGAUGAGUCGCUCUGAAGGCACCUACUUCCAAACAGUCCUGCCCUUUUUCAUGGUCUUUGGCGGGUGCAUGUCAGCUGUCAUUGCAAUGGAGUAUGUUCUGAAGGCCAACCCAAAGGCCGGAAACCUUCUGAGCAUAUCUGAGUUUGCCUUUGUUUUGAUCCAAAGCUUUCCGAGCCGCAUAGUUGCAAAGGCUGGUUCGAUUGGACUGCGGCCGCUGCAGAUGCCCAAAGAGAGUCAUUUCUACCAUGCUGCUCUUUGGGUGUCUAUGUCUGUACUGGCCAAUGUUGCCUUCAGCUUCAACAUAUCGGUGCCAAUUCACACCCUUUUUCGAUCCUGCAACGUGAUUGCGUCAGUUUUGCUCGGGUACUCGCUCUUUGGCCAGCGCUACUCCUUGAAGCAACUGGUUUGUGUGCUCUUCAUAACAGUUGGCAUUUUUCUGGGCAGUGUGGGUGAUGCGAAGCAGUUUUUGGGCUGUUCGGAUUGUGGCCCAGGUGCUACCACAAAGUCUCACGCAGAUGAGGGCUUCAUAAGAUGGAGCAUUGGUAUCGCCCUCCUGAUCUUUGUACAGAUACUCCAAGGCUUCUUGGGGCACACUCAGGCCGUGCUUUACAAGCGCCAUGCAAACUGUGGCACGAAGAGCGAGCUUGCAGAAGAGUUUCUCUUCACAUCGCAUCUUGUGAGCUUCCUUCCCUUCAUUUUCCUGUGGGAAGACGUUGUGGCGGCAGCGAGGCUUGCGCUGGAGUCGGCCCCAAUCAGCAAUGCACUUCCAAUUCCAAUACAGCUGCUGUUCUUCCUGGCAAACAAUCUGUGCCAGCUAGUUUGCAUCAAAGGGGUGUUUCGACUCUCAGCGCAUUUCUCUCCUUUGACAGUGAACAUCACUCUGUCAGUCAGGAAGUUUCUGUCCGUUGUGGUGUCAAUCUUGUGGUUUGGGAAUGCCUGGACUACUCUUCACAGCAUUGCAACCGUUUCAAUAUUCGGAGGAGUUUUUGCAUACUCCCAGUGCCGAGCUGUCGUGGUGGACACGAAGGACAAGGAUGCAAAAAAGGAGUGAGGAGUUGUGGGUUGACAAAGGUUUGGAAGGGCCACGCUCAGGUUGCAUUCCUUUGCAGCUCAAAGAAAGCCGCAUGGGUGAAAAUGAAGCAGAGACAAAUACAAGGGCCAG
Messenger RNA from Durusdinium trenchii, 1265 nucleotides. NCBI's taxonomy places the organism in Eukaryota, Dinophyceae, Suessiales, Symbiodiniaceae. The record is from the annotation of a GenBank genome assembly.